AAUGAUCUAUGCAAAAGACAACACAGAGUUUAAACUUUUACAUGGAUUUGGCUCUUGCUAAGUAGUCAUACAAAGCAACAACACAUAUAGAGUUUAAACUGGAGGAAUUAUGCAGUGAGCUAGAAGGCAAUUCCCAACGGCCCAAGUUCCGCAUGAAUUUAAUCAAUUAAUACUUACAAUCACAUAAUAAAAUUUCUUUGGUAAAGGACUUUGAACUUUUAUGAAAAUGUGACUCAAAAGAUGCUAAAACUAUAGUCUUUCCAAAGUGAGAAUCAAAUUGGAAAAAUCCAAAUAUCAUGUUCUUGCUGUAGAUAAUCAAACUGGCAAUCAAAUUAUACUAUCCCCAUUCUUCCCAACAAAUAUCAAUUUUGGGCAUACUAUUCUAGUUGGUUCAAAUCGUCAAAAACAGUCAUACCAUUCCAAUUGGUACAAAAACAACAAUGAACUAAUGUCCAUCAAAUCCAGCAAUGAAGCAAAUCCCCGGCAGACUCCAAUCAUCAUCGGCUUCGAAGCCCAUUCCAAUCUCGAUCCACACAUAGAUUUGGGCUCUCACAUUGAAAUUGAAAAGGGGAAAACAAAGAGAGAGAAGGAUGUAAACAGAGCCAUGAAGUAAUCUCCAUCAAAUCUAGCAACGAAGCAACCUCCUACAAAGCUUUCCCCAGUAGAGAAUUCUACCACCGCCGGAUUAGAAGCCCCCAUUCCCAAUCUCACUCGAUUCAUCAGGUAGCUCCAUCAAUGAGAGUUUCUAAUAGGGGAGAAGGAGAACCCAAUGCUGAUUGAGUGGUGAGCAACAAAUAAGCUUUCUCUAGGGCUUCGGUUUUGAAGAGAAGAUCCGAAUCUCGCGAUUUCGAUUUUUGCGGAGGUGAGGAAGAUAGAUCGGCUAGAGCAUGCUCCUCUCCUUACAUCCAUCUUGCCCUUUUCUUUCCUUUGCUUCGAUCCCGUGUAGAAGAAGAAGAAGAAGAAAAUGGAUGGUCACGGAGAAGAAUGGGAAGAGAGAGAAGAAAAGGUUGAACGGAAGAGAGGAAUGAAUUGUCGCAAAACAAAAAACAGAGUUCACAGGAGAGAGAAGCAGAGACACUCGUUUUUACUUUUAGGGAUCAGAAUCCAAUGGUUGUGAUUAGCUUGCCAACAGACUGGUCAACGGUUAAACAUAGUCAGCCCAAGGUAGUGAACUUGGGCUCAACUAAACCUGACCGCAGGAAACCAAAAAAUCUCACAGUGAACAGUAACCACCGAUUUUUUCUUAAUGAAUAGUACCCGAUUUUGUAGUUACUUGCGGGUUAAUAAUUUUAAUUAGGUAAUGCAUGGCAGUGUCACCUAGGGAACGGAUCAGGUCAGUAACCUUAUGGUGAGUAACCAUGAGUAACCAGCCCACAUCAGCAUGACAUCAGCAUCCCUCUCUCUUGGAAAGCCUUUAAUUUUCCCUUUCUUAAUCUUUGACGAACGAUUUCUCACUCGUUUUAAGUCGAAAUUUAAUUUUUUUUGCACAGUUAGAUCAGAUUAACUGUGCUCUUCAAAAUGAUAUCCACUUUGAUACAUUUUUCGAACAAAAAAAAUUGAGCCAUUUUUUACCAGUCUAUACCAUAUGGUAUUGACUGGUAUUGAAAUAAGAACAUACCUAUGGUUUGAAAAGCUUACCAUGGUGGUACGAACAAACCAAGACUGUAGGAUGGUUGAAUACAUGAUAAUAGAAGUAUAUUAACUGUCAUUUACGACUUUUAUCAUUGUGUACCAUAAUAUACCACCCCGUACCAGGGUGGUAUUGUAUGGUAUUGUGUGGUAUUUUUUUGUCAUGUAAUUUGUUCACCCAGAAAUUUGUAGAUCCAAUAGAUCAUGAUGAACUCGUCACUUCUGUGCAAACGUUUUAAAAGACGAAUUAAAAACGAAGAAAAUACCAUAUGGUAUGCAGUUGGUACCGAUAGGCCAGAAUUUUUUUUCCUAAAAUAAUAUUGAAAAUUGAUCUCAUUUUGUAGAGCAAGAUGAACUCGUUCCAUCUGUGCAAAAAAAAAAUUCGAGUUAAAACGAAAAAGAUAUGAACCGAUUAAAAAAGCUAGAAAAAUAAAAAUGGUCUUUAAUUCUCUAUCCUUAGAUCUGGAUUUUUUAAAUGAUAGGUCCAGAUUUGGUUAUGGAUGGAUGCAUAACCCACACCCUAUCUUGAGCCGUCAUCUACUGUACCUUUCUUAGAAGUAAUACACACGUUAAGAGAAAUUACCCUUUUGUGAUAGUUAAAAGUGUCACGUCAUGUAGAAAAUAUUAUCACUGAAAGUUUACCUGACGGUAUUAUUUCGUCACAGUCUAUGUUGUGUUAUGGGUGUAGCCAAUGCGAUAUCUGAUGCGCUAGAUAGAAUCUCAAAGUAAGUCAUUCACAAAAGAUAAACCUUUUGCAUGAUAGUUUCUACGUCACUUAUACAUAACAGUGAAAGUGAGUGAUAGAAACCUAAAUUUUGGGUUCUAUCAUAAAUUAUUAUUAGGUUAAUUUAGAUAUGGUUAGUAGUCUUUGAGUCGUAUUAGGAUAAUCGAUUAGGUUUUUCCAGUGUUUAGUUAUAAAUAUGUAUUUUGGGCCUACUGUUUGAUUAAGCAGAAAUUAAUAAAAAAGUUAUCUUCCCCAAAUCUCUAAUCUUCUACUCUCAACCUCGUCUUCACCUCUAUCUAGGCCGCCGGCCAUUCUUUCUGUUCUUUCCCAAAUUCUACUUUCCAAUCCCCAAUCAUAUCUCCAAAGCCCUAAAUCCCCAAUGAUUCAACCCUACUGAUAGAACCUAGAAUUAGGUUUCUAUCAUAUGGUAUCAUAGCCCGAUUUUGAGAGUGAGUUCGCUACAACUCUCAAUCAGGGACGAGUGCACCGCAAUCUAGAGCCAGAAUGAGCACUUCAAAACUCUUUUAUCAAGAUGGUUUAGAUUGCAAGAGCUGUUGCGUCAAGCUCUUGACAACAGUACCGGGAAGUGCAUGGGAAAAUGGCAUCGGCGGAGAGGGUUGCGAUUGGCAGAGGAGUUCGAACGAGCCCUAAGCCGAGCCCACACUAUCAAUCACCACGAUAACUUCUGCAAUGACUCAAUCACCACCACCUGCCGCUGUGGCCAUUUCCACAGCUGCCAUUAUCGUUGAAUCAUCAACAGCACCGCCAUUAGCCCUCAUCGUUGCUGCCUCACUGUCUCUACUAGCGACGAAGAUGAUGGAAAGACGACGCGAAUCCCAGCCGCUACGGGCGACCAAGUCUAGGCUCCUUCUAGAUCGACUCCAAUUCUGCGGGGUCGUUGAACAGAUGACUGGAAGUCCAGGAAGAAGGAGUCGAUCGAGGACUCGCCGCCGAUUGAGACGAAGACAUCAAGUACUGGUUGAUCUCGCAUGCGUCACAAAUCGUGCAAACAGCAUGGCAAUCUAGCAAAAAUAUGGAGCCAGAGAGAAAGAAGAGAUAAAAACUCGUUUCCUUGCUGUUGGGAGCAUGGAUCGUCGCGGCAAUGAAAGCGCUGAAGUCGAAGUCAGAAGUAGGGCCGCAACCACGUUGUCCGGUGGUGGGUUCCCGACCGAGGAUGGAAGGAAAAAAACAGGAUGGUUGCGUCGGCUUCGAGCGUCAACACGAAUCGGAGGCAAUAAGGAGCCUCUCAAUUAUAUCGCUGACGCCACCAGCCGAGAGAGAAACGCCGCGACCGAAAGUGGGUUCCCUUGUGCCGAUGACCAGCAAGAAGUCGACGGGAGGCGCGCGCAGGAAGAAGGAGCCCGAGGAAAGAGAACGAGCCGAGAUUGCAUCACCAUCGCCUACCCACUACCGACGACGUGAAGCUGAGAAGAUGUCGUUCCACUGGCUUGUCGGCCAAAGCAUCGAAUCACGCACGUAAUGCGCUGGAUCUACAAAAUGGGCAAUGGGAGCUGGUCAUUGUGUCGGGCGACAGGGAGAAGAGACCGGAGGCGAGCUGUUAGCCUCACCGCCUGGUGGAGUUGCUGGCAGAAUAUGGCUGCGAGAGAGGUUUGACGGAGAAGAGGGAAGCAUGUUGUAAACUAUACGAAACCCAAACAAAUGUAUGCUUUAAAUAAAGCCUUCAUAUUCCA
This is a messenger RNA of Linum trigynum, 4044 nucleotides long. Lineage: Eukaryota; Viridiplantae; Streptophyta; Magnoliopsida; Malpighiales; Linaceae. The record is from the annotation of a GenBank genome assembly.